CGUUGCUCGUGCAUUGGUAAGGCGAAGACAGUUAUCAUUUGUCACCUACGUAGUAUGGUUGAUAUUCUUUGAUCGAUGUUAAAUAUCAGUAUAAUAAUACUGAAACUGAUUCUGUGGAUAAGUAAAUAUUUUUACAAUUUUUGCAUCGGUGAUAAGGUUUUAAAGUGAUCUCUAUUAUACCACAGUAUGCCUGAGGUUUGCGAGAAUUUUGAGACCCUCCAAAACAUCAUUGGUGAACCUUCGAACUUAUAUCCAUAUUCAUAUGGACUUAACAUGAAUAUCUUGAGCCCAAGUCAUAGUUCUACUGAUUCUCAAGGAACUAGCAGCUCUGCAUCACCAAUGUCUGUUUCAUCUUCCCCUUUUCAUAUAACAAAUUACAUUACCUUAAACAAUGCCACAGUUAUGGGUAAUCCACAACUUCGAAUUGUGGUGCAACCUGUGGAUAAGUUCAGAUUUCGAUAUAGAUCUGAAAUGAUGGGAACACAUGGGAGCUUAUUAGGAGCCAGUAGUACUUCCAAUCGGAAGAAACAAGCACCCUCAGUUGAACUUCUGAAUUAUCCUGGAAGAGCAGUAAUUCGAUGUACUUUGGUAACAUCUGAUCAGACACAAAGAAUACCUCAUGCUCAUCAUUUGGUACGAAGGGAAGAUAAUAACGAUCGAGACGAUCCAUAUGAAAUUGAAGUAUCUCAAGAAAAGGGAUAUAUUGCUUCUUUUCAAGGCAUGGGAAUUAUCCAUACUGCCAAAAAACAUAUAAAAGAUGAAUUAAUAACAAAAAUGAAGCUAGAAGCAUUGGAAAAGGCACGGCGAUCCAAUGUAGAUGCAAAUCUUACUAUCCGUGAAGAAACUCAGAUUAAAAUGGAUGCUGAGGCAGCACAAAAAAAUAUGAAUUUAAAUAGCGUCGCACUUCGGUUUGAGGCAUUGUAUUACGGGCAAAAUGACGUGCUAGUACCCUUAACAAAACCUGUGUACUCUAAUCCUAUAAAUAAUCUGAAGAGCGCCUUAACUGGCGAACUGAAAAUUUGCCGAAUUGAUAAAUGUACUAGUAGCUGUGAUGGAAACGAAGAAGUCUUCUUAUUGGUCGAAAAAGUUGGAAAAAAAAAUAUAAGAAUAAAAUUCUUCGAGGUGGAUGAUGACGAUAAGAUGAUUUGGUGUGAUUAUGGACAAUUCUCUGAAUUAGAUGUACAUCAUCAAUACGCCAUAGUAUUCCGAACGCCUGCAUACAGAGACAGAGAAAUAACAACGCAGAAAGAAGUAUUUUUGCAAUUAGAACGACCUUCUGAUGGGGAUUGUUCUGACCCCAUAAAAUUCACUUACAAGCCAAGUGAUAAAAUGAAAAAUAGAAAGAGGCUUCGCAGUUCGUAUUCAGGAAGUGCCGAAUUGUUUCCAUCAACACUUCCUCGAACGAAUGAUAUUUUUGCCUCAAGUGAUCUUUUUCCUAUUAAUACAAAUGGUAUCAGUUCUCACGAGCUGGAGAAAUUGAUUUAUGCUGACGAUUGUAAUUCUGAGGAGUUCAAAGAUUACUGUAAAAACAUUAAUUUGGAUAUUUAUUGUCAGACACUUCCUUCAAACGAUGUCACAAUGAACACUUCGGGUAUGGAAACCCAAUUAACUGUAGAUGGACCUGCCGCAGAGCUACCACGUGACGAUGUUAAUUUCUGCAAGAGCAUAUUUCUUCAAAUAGUUAAUACUUCGAAAAAAGAACCAUUAAAGCUGAAAGAAAAAUGUAUUACCUUAUUAAAAGAGAGAACAGCAUAUGGCGAUUCUCCGCUUCAUUCGGCCCUUCGUCAUGGUCAAAUCGAAAUCAUCAAGUACAUUUUACUACUUCUGGAUAGCGACGCAGACUAUAAGGCAUUGGUUGAUGCACAAAAUAGUUCGGGAAAGACACCUUUACAUUAUGCAGUGAUACAAAAUCAAGUAGCUGUAACAAAAGCGUUAUUAAUGCUGGGUGCAGAUCCCAAUAUAUGCGACGAUCGUGGGGUAUCACCAUUACAUGCAGCUGUUAAAGUUCCAGAAGCAGGUAUCUGUGUUGAUGCAUUAUUGACGAAAAAUGUAAAUAUAGAAGCCCGUGAUGAUGCUGGUUGGAGACCUAUUCAGUUGGCAGCAGAAGCUGGAUCUUUGCAUGCCGUUAAAUCUCUCAUAAAUGCUAGUGCUGAUGUCAACAGCAUUGAAAUGUGUUAUGGUCGUACAGCUCUCCAUAUUGCAGUUGAAGGAGGACACAAAAGUAUCGUUGAAUUCCUUUUAAAAGAGACUAAUAUUGACGUCAAUAAGGGCAAUUUUAAUGGUAACACUGCGUUGCACAGUGCUGUUGUAAAUACUGGAACACGUGCUAAGGAGUUAUGUGAACUGUUAAUAAAGUACGGAGCCGACCCAUCAAUUGCGAAUCAUCAUCGAAAGUCCAUUAAGGAAGGAGAUGUUUCUGUAAAGCGUGAAGUCACUUCUGACGAUGAAGAUGCCGACGACGAAAAUGGCCAAACCUCAUUUGAUCUUGCUCGCAAUAAGCCAGAUUUGUAUCAGGUACUAAGUGGCGAAGGGAUGGAUCAAAGUGAAACAUCAAAAGCAGUGCAUGUGAAACAGGAAGUCAUAGAAAAUUGGCCAAACACUAACGAAAUUUUGCGUUUAGCAUCUAUUCUUGAUAAGACACAAGGCUGGAAACAGCUCAUAGAACGUCUAGAUUAUGGAUUUUUGUUGUCUACUCUAAGGGAGAAGCACAUCAGCCCUUCACUUACGAUUCUAAAUUAUGCAGAUUUACAAGGGGAUAUUUCAAUACAGUACUUGCGCGAAAUACUGAAAUCGUUAAAUGAGAAAGAAGCCGUUGUAGUAAUCGAUGAAAUUUUAUCAAAACGAUAAUAAAAGAAAUAAAGAGGCACGAAAGGAAAGCAUUUGAUGAUACUAAGCCAUUUUAUGACAUAUUGUCACUAACGUGUAUGAUAUAUCUACUGCAUUAUAACAUUGUAGUUAUGUAGGAAGACUUUCAUUUCUUUAGGUUUUGAAAUAACGUUUGACGCACUAUUAUUUAUAUAAUUAUUCUGAAAUCAUUCGUUAUCUAUUAAUUCGUACAAAUGACAAUGAUAAUAAGAAAUAUUGUAUUAUAAGUGUUUUAAAAUUGUGUACUUGUGUUUAACUAGAAGCAACUAAGAUUAACGAUUUUUCUCUCUAAUGAUGAAAUAUCCCAAAUAUUAUUGAAGUUCUUGUAUUGUAUAUAGUUAUCCUGAAGAUGAACAUCUUUUAUAUUAUAAAAUACAGCUAUUUUUUAUUUGAUAUUAUUCCUUUUACUUAUAAUCAGCCCACAAGCAAAAUAGUUGGUAACCGAAGGAAAAAUGUGAAGCCCGUACAAAAAUUUGGUAUUGCCAAUGCUUUUGUUGCCAAAAGUAAUAAUUGGCAAAUUGAGGAAAAACCAUUCGUUAUCUUUGGCAAUAAAAAUAUUGACGAUGGCGAAUUUUAGUUACAAAAGUCUCUAGCACGAAAUAUGUGUAUUCAUCUGUCACUUUUAGGGCCAGUUUUUCCGACACAAUUCAAUAUGUAAAUUAUACUUUGUGAGCACCAGUCAUCUGCACAAUGGCUCGAAGUGCGGUACGCUUACACAUAUACAUGUUUUUCUCAAAACUACAUUUUCGAAAUUGGUGUGCAAGAUAACUCCAAAACUGAUCCACCGAUCUUAAUGAAAUCUGACACACAUUUUCUUAACAUUAUUUCCCAGAGAUUGAACCCAAAGUAUUUGUUGUAAUAAAGGCCCAAGGAAGACCCCUAAUAUAUCGCCAGAGGACAUCU
Molecule: messenger RNA, 3768 nt
Organism: Cephus cinctus (wheat stem sawfly)
Lineage: Eukaryota; Metazoa; Arthropoda; Insecta; Hymenoptera; Cephidae
Gene: Rel
Product: nuclear factor NF-kappa-B p100 subunit
Exons: 16
Coding region: 187-2847 (886 amino acids)
Biological process (GO): canonical NF-kappaB signal transduction; response to cytokine; regulation of DNA-templated transcription
Cellular component (GO): cytoplasm
Molecular function (GO): DNA-binding transcription factor activity; protein binding; DNA binding
Source: RefSeq, a predicted model, not a curated record